UCCAGCCAGAAUCCUGGAACCGAAACUCCAGAGACGUCUGUCCCCAGGCCAUGGAUAUGCCCCGAGCAGUAAAGACGCAGUGUCCCUGGCGCCCAUGCCUCUUCGGCCUGCUCCUGCAGCUCCUCUUUGCUCUGGGUUUCUUCUCCUACACCCGAGUGUCCUAUGACCAACCUGGACCCCCAGCUCCUGAUCGCUCCCCAGGACCAGCCUCCACCCCGACUCCCCCUGCCCCCAAACCCCUCCUCAUCUUACUAUGGACAUGGCCCUUCCACACACCAGUGGCUCUGUCGCCCUGUUCCAAGAUGCUCCCGGGCACCGUCGACUGCCAGCUGACCGCCAACAGGAGCUUGUACCCCCAAGCAGACGCGGUCAUCGUCCACCACCGCGAAGUCAGCGCCAACCCCGGGUCACAACUGCCACCUCAGCCGAGACCACCAGGCCAGCGCUGGGUGUGGUUCAGCUUGGAGUCGCCCAGCCAUUGCAGCCAUCUGUCAGCCCUGGAUGGUUACUUCAACCUCACCAUGUCCUAUCGCAGUGACUCUGACAUCUUCACGCCCUAUGGCUGGCUGGAGCCGUGGCCAGAGCCUCCAGGCCAAAUCCAGGUCAACCUGUCUGCCAAGACUGACCUAGUGGCCUGGGCUGUGUCCAACUGGAACUCCAAGUCGGCCCGGGUGCAGUACUAUGAGAACCUUAAGAGUCACCUCCGUGUCGAUGUGUAUGGCCGAGGGCAUAAACCGCUUCCCCAAGGCAACAUGACAGAGACACUGGCCAGAUACAAGUUUUACCUGGCGUUUGAAAACUCCCUUCACCCAGAUUACAUCACAGAGAAGCUGUGGAGGAAUGCUCUGGAAGCCUGGGCCGUGCCUGUGGUCCUGGGGCCCAGCAGGAAGAACUAUGAACGGUUCCUGCCCCCUGAUGCCUUCAUCCACGUGGAUGACUUCAAGAGCCCAGGGGACCUGGCUCGGUACCUGCAGGAGCUGGACAGGGAUAGCCUGAGCUACCAGCGUUACUUUCGCUGGAGGAAGACGCUCAGGCCUCGCUUGGGGAGCAUGGCCCUGGCCUUCUGCAAGGCGUGCAGGCAGCUGCAAUGGGACCAGAAGUACCAGACGGUCCCCAGUGUGGCCUCUUGGUUCCACUGAGGUGGCUGGCCAGAGUCCUGCAGGCAGUGUCCAACCCAAAGUCACUGUCUGUAGCACCUACGUGACAGACACCCCCCUUUACCUGGGACCCCUUAAUGGGCACCUUAGCUUCUCAGAACCUUGGUUUUGGGGUCUUCAUCUAGAACUUUGUCCACUGUGGGUGUGGGUAGCUAGAAGCCUGAGCCAUAGGAAGAGAACCUGCUGCUGACACACUCCGCUCUAGGCCACGACUUCCCAGGUCCCGCCCACUCGUGGGUAGGGGGUCUGCCCCAAUUGCUUGCUGUGUUUAUGAAGCAGCUAUCCCUGUGGCUGCUGUGGGUGUGGAACGGACACAGCCAUCUACAUGAGACCUUAUUCUAUGAGUCUCACUCAGGGUGGGAGUUGGUGUGAUCAGGAGCCUCAGCCCUGUGGGUGGCCCUGUGUGGCUCCUCAGCCUGGCUGCAGAGCUGAGGCUGUGGAGACGCUCUGUUUACGUUUCCAUCUCUGGUAGGUUCCACCCUGCUCUGCGGCUGGCAUGCUGGAAGUGGGUGGGAGACAGGACGCCAAGGUCCCCGCGGGCCUGGGUGGGAGCUGCUUCCCUGAACACAGGGACACACACCCACCUGGGCAAGGGAGCCCUGGGGAGCACAGCUUUGGACUCCCAGACCAACUCUGAGGCUUCAUAGUCUGACCACACUGGGGAAACUGAGGCCAGGAACAAUCACUACCAGUUACUGGGUUCCACGGCACAUGGUGGUUCUGGCCUUUCAGCCACCACUAGCUGAUUCAGAUGAAACGGAAUGGGAAAUCCAUCUCCUCACUCCUGGUGUCUCUGGAAGCUGGGGUGCUGGACAGAGCUCAGGGGCAGGUGUCUGAGUCUAACCUUGGUUCUGGGGUCUUUAUCAAGAACUUUUUCUCCAAUAGAGAACACCCGUAGGCUGGGGCCAGCACCACGUCCUGCAGGGCAGCGGGAGGUCUUGCUGCAAAUAUCUGGGUGAAGAGGGGUGCCCCUUGGAGCCCCCACUCUGGAGCACGGGGCAGAGGUGUAUCUUCAUCCCACUGACCACUGUGGAAGCUGGACAGGGACAGAAUUCCCUAAACGCCAACCUGAGAGUCUGUAGAUGCCAUGGUCAUAGCAAGCUGGGAUCAAAGUGUCCUCACCCUUUGUGGUACCCACAGAACCUCAUCUCUGGGAACACAAUACUGCUUGGCACCCUUCAGGCCUUCCGAGGGUCAAUGUGACACCAAGGCAAAGACACUUGCACCCCAGGCCAUGGUACCCCUGUUCUUCCACACCCAGCCAAGGUUUUAGGGUACAGGAUCUGGGUCCUUGGGGACCCAGCUGUGCCCAGUAGAUGCCAGCUUGGACUGGAUGGGGGCUGACACCCAUCCCAGACCUGUCCCCUGCCGGUGGAAGGAGACAGUCAGUGCCAUGGGGUCCGGGGUGCACUCAGACAGCGGCAGAACGGUCCUGGCCUCCACUCGUGGGCCCCAACCCGUAUCUGUCACAAGUGGCUCGAAUGAGCACAGGAAAGGACGACAUCACUGUCCCCUCAACUUAUUUUCUCUGUAGGGGUUUGGUUCGAGAGUCUCGGGUGAGUCUAGAACUCGAGACAUGGCCAAGCUUGGUCUCAAACCCCUGAUCCUUGCGCGCCUCCCGAAUGCUUAGAUGACAGGCCUGUGCCAGCCCACACCGGUGCCACUACACCCAGCCUCAGCUUUCGCUGUCCUCUGCCUUUGUGGUCUCUAGCGUGUGCAAUCCGCGCAUGCACGCAUGCCAGUCCCUGCUGGGGUAGAAGCCAAUGGCAUUGCCUUUGGGGAAUAGGGUCUCUGGCUGCACCUGGUGCGCUCUCCUUCCGGGAUGCUGGGUUUCCUGGAGCUCCUCAGUCCCCGGAUCCCGUCAUUUCCAGGUCCCCAGCCUCCUGCAGCUUUUCACGUGGGCCCUUAAGAUCCAAGUCAGGUCCUCGUGCUCGCAAAGCAGAUGCGGCACGCACUGGGGCACCGUCCCAGCCUUCUGGUCUCCCUUUUCUCCCAGGACACUAGGAAGCCUCCCACGUCCGCCAUCGGGCGAGGCCUGCAGGCAAGUGCACAUGGGUAUGGCGGCACUGUCUGCCACGCCCAGGAAGGAAACCCACAUGCACGUGGACGUGGGCUUGCACGUGCACUCACCCCCUGCACAUGCAUUGCCUGUCUGUGCUGACACUGCCGGCCUGAGAAAUUCUCAAAGAUCUGCAGCUUCGAAUUUAUCGUUCAGCCUGCGGAGGAUCUAGAGAGACAGAUGGUUCAGGGGUGAGGGAUCCCCACAUCGCACCCUACCCCCACCCUGCUGCAGUGCGCACGUGCCCUUAGGGCCAUGCCUAGACCCCUGCCCCCAGUGGGCUCUUCACCCUCCCAUCCCGGAUGUUGACCUCCCUGUAUCUGGGCCCCAUUGCCCCUUCCCUCUCUCCAGAUCCGUCUAGUUGGGCACAGUGUGCCCGCUCUAUUUCACUUUUGUAGAAAUAAAGGGACCCAGUAGCACGUGUCCCUCACCCUGACACUUGAAAAUUUGAGGCAGGAGAAUUGGGAAUUGGGGGAAGUUUGCCAAGGGCAGUUUGGAAUGGAGCGACCUUUUGUGUUUUGUUUUUAAUCCUCCAAAAAAAGUUGAGUCAGGCGGAUCUCCAUGAGCUCAAGUCCAGCCAGGUCUACACAGUGAGUUCCAGGUCAGUCGAGCUACAAAAAUAAAGAAACCCUGUUUUAAAAAAGAAAAAAAGAAGACAUGUGGGGCCUCCAGGUGGCUCGGUGGGCCAAGACACUUAAGGCAGGGUAGCCCAGGCUAACCUGGAACUCUCUCUGUAGCCCAGGCUGGCCUCUGCCUCCCGAGUGCUGGCAGUAGAGGUGUGUGCCGUGUGCCAGCACACCAACACUUGCUGAAGUCUAGCCUUGACUACUGACAGAUACCAUGUGCCUUAGGUGUUGCUGUAACAACACCAUGGCCAUAGCGACUCUUAUAAAAACAAACAUGUAGUUGGGGCUGGUUUACAGUUCAGAGACCGAGUCCAUUGUCAUGGUGAUGAAGGGACACACAGCAGAAGUGCCGCUGGCGCUGGCACUGAGAGACAGAAAAGGCAAGUGCGUGCCUCUGUGUGUGUGUGUGUGUGUGUGUGUGUGUGUGUGUGAGAGAGAGAGAGAGAGAGAGAGAGAGAGCGCGAGCGUGUGAGUGCGGGUGCGUGUGU
Microtus oregoni (creeping vole) is the source of this 4330-nucleotide messenger RNA. RefSeq names its product 3-galactosyl-N-acetylglucosaminide 4-alpha-L-fucosyltransferase FUT3-like. The coding region runs from base 51 to 1139 and encodes 362 amino acids. The record is from RefSeq and is a predicted model, not a curated record. Lineage: Eukaryota; Metazoa; Chordata; Mammalia; Rodentia; Cricetidae. Gene Ontology annotation, molecular function: alpha-(1->3)-fucosyltransferase activity. The transcript is spliced from 2 exons. Gene Ontology annotation, cellular component: membrane.